Quercus robur (English oak) is the source of this 1179-nucleotide messenger RNA. Its product is annotated as disease resistance protein RUN1-like. Gene Ontology annotation, molecular function: ADP binding. The record is from RefSeq and is a predicted model, not a curated record. The coding region runs from base 98 to 898 and encodes 266 amino acids. NCBI's taxonomy places the organism in Eukaryota, Viridiplantae, Streptophyta, Magnoliopsida, Fagales, Fagaceae. Gene Ontology annotation, biological process: defense response. The transcript has 2 exons.
CCAUUAUUUGUCGCACGAUACCCAGUUGGAAUAAAUUAUCAUGUAAUGACCAUACUUUCAGAUAUUAAGUCAAAUGAUGGUCAUAUAAUAGGUAUCUAUGGCCCUAGUGGAAUUGGUAAGACAACAAUCGCAAAAGCUAUUUUAUAGAAUUUGUGAUGAAUUUGAUGGAUUUUGUUAUCUAGAAAAUUUAAGAGAAAGAUCGGGGACAAAUGCUGGUGUAAUCGAACUACAAGAGACACUUCUUUUUGAGAUCUUAAGGAAUACAAAUUUAAAGGUGGGUAACAAAUCGAGAGGAAUCAAUAUGAUAAAGGAAAGACUUUCAUUUAUGAGGAUCCUUUUAGUUCUUGAUGAUGUGGAUAAACGGAUCCAAAUAGAAAAUUUGCUUGGAAGAUGUGAUUGGUUUGCUUCUGGAAGCAAAAUCAUUAUAACAACAAGAGACAAACACUUGGCAGCUACUCUUGGAAAUUGUUGUUCAACCUACUCGGUUAAGGAAUUAGAUCAAGAUGAAGCUCUUGAACUUUUUAGUAUGCACGCCUUCCAAAGCAACAAACCCAAAGAUGAUUAUUUGGAACUUGCAGACAGAGUUAUACAAUAUGCCAAGGGAUUGCCGUUGGCUCUAGUAAUAAUUGGUGCUGAUUUGUAUGGAAGAACUAAACCUGAAUGGAGAAGUGCAGUAGAAAAGUAUGAAAGAAUUCCUAAUGAAGAAAUAAAAAAAAUACUUGAAAUAAGUUAUGUAGGAUUGGAUAAAACUGAAAAAGAUAUUUUCCUUGAUAUUGCAUGCUUCUUUGAGGGAUUUCCUAAGGAGUAUGUCAUUGAUAUACUGGAUGCUUGCAAUUUAUAUCCAAUUCAUGGAAUUCAAAGACUUAUCGAUAAGUGCCUAAUAACCGUUGGUCAAUAAGAUAAAUUGUUGAUGCAUGACUUGCUACAACAAAUGGGUAGGGACAUUGUUCAACGGGAAUCACCAAACUUGCCUGGAGAGUGCAGUAGGCUAUGGUGUUAUGAGGAUGUUCAUAAAGUACUAACACAAAAUAUGGGAUCAGAAAAAAUUCGAGGCAUAAGGAUAUGCUCACCUGAAUCAUCAAAGAUGAAAUUAGAACCUAAAUGUCUUGAAAAGAUGAAAAAUCUCAAGUUCCUCAUAGUUAGUAAUGUAGAUAUUUGUAGAGGUCUCAAAUAUCUUCC